AUGAGGCUGCUAACUCUUAUUUUCAUGGCUUUUUGGCGCACUAAUCUUGCCCUCGAAAUACAACCCAAAGUUUUCAGUGAAACUAUGCAAGGAAAUUCCGUGCCUAUAUUUGACGACAGUUUUGGAAUGAAUUGUGAUUCUCCCUCAACCUACGGAAGAAAACACAUCCGGCUUAUGGCUAAUCUGGCAAGAAAGAAUAGAGGAGAAUACCCAUGUCAUAUAGUACCUCUUUGGAAUCCCAAGUAUCCCACGCUCACCUUUUACACCUAUCCCCUAGGAAGGCGUAUGUUGAUGGCAGAUGGUCACAAAGUUACUGAUUACCUCAUUUUAAAUUCUGAAUGGUUUGCUGUGGAUGGAGUGAUGCAUAUUGUUGGCAAUCAGGUUGAUACGAUUAAAUUUUGUUCAUUUUUACCCGGUACUUCAUUUCUCAAUCCUGACAAAUCCAUAACUACGAUUUCUAAGGAUGAAGCCAUUGCAGACCCCAAGGUCGACACGAUAGGACCUCCAAAAUUAACAGAGGCACAGUCAACGAAUAAGCAAUCCGAGAAGACAUGGAAUCCUUUCACAGGCUUAAGGUAUCCGAUUAUUAAAGACGCUCUGAGAUCCAAUGGUCUUUACGGUUGA
This is a messenger RNA of Blumeria graminis f. sp. triticale, 624 nucleotides long. NCBI's taxonomy places the organism in Eukaryota, Fungi, Ascomycota, Leotiomycetes, Helotiales, Erysiphaceae. The record is from the annotation of a GenBank genome assembly.